Messenger RNA from Mesitornis unicolor (brown roatelo), 1398 nucleotides. It is a transcript of the gene AKAP5, whose product is annotated as A kinase (PRKA) anchor protein 5. Gene Ontology annotation, biological process: positive regulation of adenylate cyclase activity. Gene Ontology annotation, molecular function: GABA receptor binding; adenylate cyclase binding; molecular adaptor activity. Gene Ontology annotation, cellular component: dendritic spine; excitatory synapse; dendrite membrane. The transcript has a single exon. The coding region runs from base 1 to 1398 and encodes 465 amino acids. The record is from RefSeq and is a predicted model, not a curated record. Lineage: Eukaryota; Metazoa; Chordata; Aves; Mesitornithiformes; Mesitornithidae.
AUGGCAAAGGCAGCUAAGGAGAUUCAGAUGGAGAACCCAAAAGAGAUAGAGGCUCACAGUACAGGGGCGACGUGCUCCCCGUCGGAGGAGCAGGCAGAGAAACCUUCCAUGCUUUGUUUUAAGAAGCGGAAGAAGUCCUGUAAGAAGGGGCAGACCACGAGGGAUGCAUGCGAAGGAGCCUCAGAGGAGAAAAGCCAAUGUGUCAGUGCCGACCAAGGGGAGGCAAAAGUUUCCAAUCCAUCGCAAUCCUCCAAAGGAGCCUGGGCAGCCAUCAAAAAUCUCGCAAGACCUCGGAGAAGGCAGAAAUCCUCCUUGCGGAAGAAGAUCCCUUCUGAUUCCCAGGUGCAGCUGGAGCCGGAUGCUGAGGAGGGCAGCGCACCAGGCAUCCCGAAGAAACGGGCGAGCUCUGGGGUGAAGAUGCCCUGCGUGCGGUUCUCCAGAGGCAAGAAAAAACCCAGCCUCUCUGAAGCGGUGGAGGAGUCGGAGGACAGCGUUCAAGCGAAUGAAGUGAUGGGUAUUUUGAAUAAAGCUAUUGAAGAGACGGAGGAUUUGGCCCCAACAGAAAAGCCUGAAUCCAUCAGCCCGGUCCCUGCAGAGGAGGAUCAGGAGACGGCGAAGGAAAGCACUGACUCUGUCGAGAAGGCCGAGCCCUCGACAGAGCCCACACCUAAUGCAGAUGAAGAUACAGAGUGUGCUGCUCAGUCGGAGAUAACCGAUUUAGUGACAGUGAAUGAAACAGCCCAGGAGGAUCUGCAGGAGGGGAGCCUGCCCCAAACCACAGCCCAUGUGGAGGACGAGGAAGUUGCUCCUGAAACGCCCGUUUCCACGGGUCAACCCAGCAGUGCCCCUGAAACCACCGAGCUGCAGGAAAUCCCUAAUACCUGCGAAGAGCUGCCUGAAGGGGAUGAAUCACAGAAGAGCAUAAAUCUUCCCGAGGAGUGCAAAGCCGAGGAGACUGUAAUGGAUUUCAGUAAGGCAGAGUUUAAAGAUGAUGAGGCGAGCGUGCAGGGCUGCUCCAGCCAUCCGGUGACAUUGGAGGCAAACGCAGGCGCCGGCAUCAGCAUCGUCAUCACCGUCACCGAAGCGGAGGACUCUGACCACACCGACUCUGACCAGGCCUACGAGCCGUCCCCGGUUUUGCACCGUAAUAAGAAAAAAGGGAAUAAAAAGUCAAGCGGGAGCUUUGAUUUUGGGGAAAAAGAGGGCCCGGAGGCUGGUGGUGGUCCACAGGCAGAGCAGAAAGGGGCGGGUGAGCAGGGGCACAGAACUGGGGAGCAAUACGAAUUGCUCCUCAGAGAAACCGCAUCUUCCCUUGUGAAGGCGGCCAUUCAGUCGUCCAUAGAGCAGCUGGUCAACGAAAUGGCUCUGGAACAGAAUAAACACAACAGUUUUCUGUGA